ACAAAGUAACGUACUUUUUCACGGUGGCAAAGUAGUUUAUAUACUAGUAUAUCGGUUUAGCUAUGGCAUUGCUGAAGGAUAUAAUCGGUGUAGUUCUGCUUUUUGUGGUAGCACUGGUCGCCAGGCUGCUGAGCGUGGUGCGGCUGAUUUUCCCGGCCGGUAAGAAGUCGGUCUCGGGCGAGAUCGUGCUGAUCACCGGGGCGGGCAGCGGGCUCGGCCGCGGCAUGGCGCUCAGCUUCGCCCGCCUGGGGGCCACCAUCGUCGCCUGGGACAUCAACAAGGAGGCGAACGAGGCGACUGUGCAGAUGAUCCGGCAGGAAGGAGGGAAGGCGUUCGGCUUUGUGUGCGACUGUAGCAAGAGGGAAGACAUCUACAGGGCCGCUCAGGAGGUGAAAGACAGCGUGGGUCACGUGACCAUCCUGGUGAACAACGCUGGGAUCGUGUCGGGACGGAAGUUUCUGGACUGCCCUGAUGACCUCAUCCAGAAAACCAUGGACAUCAACACCAACGCACACUUCUGGACCACCAAGGCUUUCCUUCCACACAUGGUGGAACAGAACCACGGACACCUGGUCAGCAUCGCGUCUGCCGCCGGCUUUGCUGGAACAGCAGGGCUGGCCGACUACUGCACCAGCAAGUUUGGGGCAGUCGGGUUCGCUGACUCCAUGAGGCAUGAGUUGCGUGUACAGAAGCUGACCGGUGUCCACGUCACCUGUGUGUGUCCGGCUUUCAUCAACACCGGCAUGUUCACAGGGGCUAAGGUCAAGGAAGUGGAGACCCUGGAGCCGGACUAUGUUGUGCAGCAGAUUGUUGAUGCCGUGAGGAGAAACCAGUUCUGGCUGGUUAUGCCCUGGAAAAUCGCCGCUGCAAGUGCCAUACAGGGCCUCGUGCCGCUGGUGGUUGCGGACGCUGCUGCAGACUUCAUUAAACAGCACCAGUCUAUGGAUAACUGGGUCGGCAGGCAGGGAGACAAGAAGGACAAUUAGCAAUCAUACAUAUAAUAAGGCAAAACCGAUUUGAUGUGUUUGUUUGUUCUUGGAUUUUUACAGAGAGACAUAUAAAGUAACAGGUCAGGAAAAAUAAAAACAUAACUAGGCAUCCUCUGAUAGCCCCAAAAGCUAUGAUACGUGGCAUAAAGUCAACAUACCAGGCUACUCUUUAAUUCAAACAAUGGAUUUUAACCAUUUUAUCAAGCCAGUGCAUUGAUAGAUUGAUAAACUGUAACAACUAUGAAAGCAAAGAGCUUUAUUCAACAUGACUUGGGACCAAUAUAUAAACAUUUUGUACUUGAUUCAGAAACUAAAAACCUGCAUCAAUAUGAUCUGUAAGAAGACAAUUUCUGUGAGCACAGGGUGCAGUACUACUUUUACUCACUAGAUGGCGCCAAUAACAUUCCAAGCUAGCUAUAAGAUAAUAUUGUGGUGCAAAAUCUAGAGCAGAUGUUUGAAGUGUAUACACGAUCCAAAAUAAAAUCUAUCUAUCAUUCAGAUAGCAUCUACUAAAGUCAUGGAUGAAAGGUUGCAGUACUGCUUUUGCCUACUAGAUGGUGCUAGUAACAAAG
Branchiostoma belcheri (Belcher's lancelet) is the source of this 1561-nucleotide messenger RNA. Its product is annotated as epidermal retinol dehydrogenase 2-like. NCBI's taxonomy places the organism in Eukaryota, Metazoa, Chordata, Leptocardii, Amphioxiformes, Branchiostomatidae. The coding region runs from base 63 to 986 and encodes 307 amino acids. The transcript is spliced from 6 exons. Gene Ontology annotation, molecular function: oxidoreductase activity, acting on the CH-OH group of donors, NAD or NADP as acceptor. The record is from RefSeq and is a predicted model, not a curated record. Gene Ontology annotation, cellular component: lipid droplet.